Messenger RNA from Micropterus salmoides (largemouth bass), 1915 nucleotides. It is a transcript of the gene ciao3, whose product is annotated as nuclear prelamin A recognition factor-like. Gene Ontology annotation, molecular function: 4 iron, 4 sulfur cluster binding. Gene Ontology annotation, cellular component: cytosolic [4Fe-4S] assembly targeting complex. The coding region runs from base 54 to 1484 and encodes 476 amino acids. The record is from RefSeq and is a predicted model, not a curated record. The transcript is spliced from 11 exons. Gene Ontology annotation, biological process: iron-sulfur cluster assembly. NCBI's taxonomy places the organism in Eukaryota, Metazoa, Chordata, Actinopteri, Centrarchiformes, Centrarchidae.
CGAUCGCUAUUCACGACACAAAAGUAAACAACCAACACUUUACGGCAGGAAAUAUGGCUUCUCACUUCAGCGGUGUGCUGCAGUUGACAGACCUCGAUGAUUUUAUCACCCCCUCUCAGGAAUGUGUCAAACCUGUCAAAGUAGAGAAGAAACAAGGUAAAUCUGUGGCCAUAAUUCAAAUAGAAGAUGAUGGCAGUUAUGUGCAAGUCAACCAGGAUGGUGGGAAGCAGAAGCUGGAGAAAGCAAAGAUCACACUGAAUGACUGUUUGGCCUGCAGUGGCUGUAUCACCUCUGCUGAGAGUGUCCUCAUCACGCAGCAGAGCCACGAGGAGCUGUUUAAAGUGCUGCGCAACAACAAGGCCAGUGCGACAGAGCAGAAGGUGGUGGUGGUGUCGGUGUCACCGCAGUCCAGAGCCUCCCUCGCAGCACACUAUGACCUCAGCAGUAGUGAGGCAGGCAGAAGGCUUACUUCUUUCCUCAAAGGCCUUGGGGUUCAUCAUGUGUUUGAUACAAGCUUCAGUCGGACCUUCAGCCUGCUGGAGAGCCAGAGAGAAUUUGUGGAGCGUUUCCAGAGAAAGGAGCAGGACAGCAAGGGUCUUCCCAUGCUGACAUCAGCCUGUCCAGGUUGGAUUUGCUAUGCAGAGAAGACCCAUGGAGAGUUUAUUCUUCCAUACAUUAGUACCACUCGCUCCCCCCAGCAGAUGAUGGGUUCUUUGGUUAAAGGCUAUUUUGCUGAACAACAGGGGAUAAGUCCACAACAGAUCUACCAUGUGGCAGUAAUGCCUUGCUUUGACAAGAAACUUGAGGCCUCGAGGUCAGACUUCUACCUGAACAAUGCUGAGACUCGAGAGGUGGACUGUGUCAUCACCUCCGGAGAGGUUCAGAAAAUGUUGGAGGAGAAAAAUGUGUCUCUAAAUGAUGUGGAACCUGCACCCCUUGAUACAAUGUUCAGCAGUGUGAGUGGGGAUGAGUUCCUGAGCCAUGCUGGGAGCGGGUCAGGGGGUUACCUCCAUCAUGUCUUCACAUAUGCUGCCAAGAAGUUGUUUGGGGAGGAGGUGAAGGAGCUCACCUACAAGACCCUUAGGAAUAAAGACUUCAAGGAAGUGACUUUAGAGAAAGAUGGAGUAGUCCUGUUGUGCUUUGCUUCUACAUAUGGCUUUCGCAACAUCCAGAACCUGGUUCAGAAACUCAAGAGGGGGAAGUCGCCUUACCACUUUGUGGAAGUUAUGGCCUGUCCAUCAGGCUGUCUAAAUGGUGGUGGACAGGUGAAGCCCUUAACUGGUCAGAACCAAAAGGAGCUCCUCCAGAAGGUUGAGGAGCUCUACAAGGCAGAGCGCCCCCUAACGCCAGAAGAUGACACCUGCGUGGCCGAGCUAUACCAGUCCUGGCUACACAGUGUAGGGGAGGAGAGAGCCAAAGAGCUGCUGCACACACAGUACCACACUGUGGAGAAGAUGACCACCGGACUCACUAUGAAGUGGUGAAGAACGCAUUUACUGCAAUCCAUGGUCAGCAGACACUGACUACAGAACCGUCCAAAUAUAUGUGACUAUUUCUGUCUCUCUUCAGAGUGAAGAGAAGGGUAAUGGGCAAAGUUGAAUAUAAUCAGGUUUGAUGAGUGCCAACAGCCUUUUUAAACCACUUUCCUCCUGGUCAAAAGCUUUAUGCCUUGCAAGGUGGCAGACCAAGGCAUAGGUUAUAGACACAAUGCUGAAGCCAAACCAAAUUAUGUAUAUGGUCUGAUAAUUUGCCCUUAUACUGCUGAUUGGCUUUUCAAAUGUAUAAAUAAUUAAUUUGUGUGGCACCGGUUACACUUUGAAAAUGUGAGCUGAAAUAACAAAGCAAUAUAUAAUCAUUCAUUGUUUAUUUAACUAUAUGCUAUUAUAUAUAAAAUUAAAGAUAUUAAUUAAUUGUA